Messenger RNA from Glycine soja, 869 nucleotides. RefSeq lists its product as uncharacterized. The record is from RefSeq and is a predicted model, not a curated record. The transcript is spliced from 4 exons. NCBI's taxonomy places the organism in Eukaryota, Viridiplantae, Streptophyta, Magnoliopsida, Fabales, Fabaceae. The coding region runs from base 75 to 518 and encodes 147 amino acids.
GGUUGUAUUGUACUGUGGGUGGCUCUUGAAUCGGAGCAAGCGGUUGUAUUCUUGUUUUCCUUUCAUCUCUAGUUAUGCUGAUAAUACAAAACACAAACUCACUUUCGAGAACUAUGUUGGCGGCGAUUCGGAGAAUGACCACAAUGCCAGAAGAAACUGCGCGCCUAACCAGAUUCUCUCUUCACGCCCCAAAAUACGUAGAGGUAGAAUUUGGCAAUGGUAGUGUGUUCAAGUUAUCAGCUGAAUUUCUCAGAAUAAGUAGUCCUGCAGUUGAUGGAAAGAUUAGGUCAAUUGGAGGUCAAAAGGUGAUAUCUGGGAGGCGCCAUGUGGGAAUCAUGUCUGCAGAACCAGUAGGAAACUAUGGGGUGAGGCUCAAUUUUGAUGACUUGCAUAAGACUGGUAUUUAUUCUUGGGAUUAUUUCUAUCAUCUAGGAAGCAACAAGUUUACCCUUAUGAGAAAUUACAUUAAAACUUUGAAGAAAUAUGGGCUUAGUCGGGAUCCACGUGGAAGGAAAUGAUGCAGACUUAAGUUAAUCACCCAAAUGUAAUUUGAGAUUUGGUGGCAGUUGUCAAUUAUCAACAUGACACUCUGAUAGCUUCAUUUGUUGAAAGUGAAACCUGUAAUGUUGAAGGUUUUGAAUUAAAUGACUGGUGAAUUACGGGCACCAAUACUAUUUGAGAAGAGAGGGGGAAUAGAGUAAUGUUUUGCAUCCUUUCUUUUUUCCUUUUUUUAUGAGGAAAGGAUAAUUUAAUUAUCUGCAAAGGCAGUUCUGUAUUUUCUGUAGAGCUUUUGACUCCAUUUUGGAUCAUGUUGUAUUUUAGUUAUUAUACAUUUAUACCGUGUCUUUCUUUUUCACAACUUUUCGUUA